This is a messenger RNA of Miscanthus lutarioriparius, 270 nucleotides long. The record is from the annotation of a GenBank genome assembly. Lineage: Eukaryota; Viridiplantae; Streptophyta; Magnoliopsida; Poales; Poaceae.
AUGGCGAGGCUCGCGCCAUUGUCGCUGCUGCUGUUCUCCCUUGUCAUCAUCACCUCAUCUGACGAGGUGCUUUCUUCGUCGGAGGUUGACGGCGGCGGGCCGGCAGCGGACGCCGUGGUGUGCGACACCAUCUUCGACAUCUGCGUGGGGUCGUGCUGGAAGUCAGGCAAGUGCAUGCGCUGCUGCAAGCACCAUGGCUUCGUCCACGGCAAGUGCAGCCUCAAGGACGGCGACGGCUGCUACUGCUGCCACACUCCCGACCAGAAAUGA